GAGCGGGCUGGAGGAGGUUCAGUAGACGAAGAAGAAUUGUAGCUCUUGUUAUUGAAUAUUUAGCUAGGUUGUCGGCUAGCUAAAUUAGGAGCUAAGAGAGAACAUGCCACGGGAAAUAAUAACGCUUCAACUCGGACAGUGUGGAAAUCAAGUCGGUUUCGAGUUUUGGAAGCAGCUGUGUGCAGAACAUGGCAUCAGUCCGGAAGGAAUCGUGGAGGAGUUUGCAACAGAAGGGACGGACAGAAAGGAUGUGUUCUUCUAUCAGGCUGAUGAUGAGCACUACAUCCCUCGUGCGGUUCUUCUGGAUCUUGAACCGCGUGUGAUUCACUCCAUCCUGAACUCGCCUUAUGCAAACCUGUACAACCCAGAGAACAUCUACUUGUCUGAGCAUGGUGGAGGUGCUGGGAACAACUGGGCCAGUGGAUAUUCUCAGGGCAAAAAAAUUCAGGAGGACAUUUUUGACAUCAUUGAUCGAGAGGCAGAUGGUAGUGACAGUCUGGAGGGAUUCGUCUUGUGUCAUUCAAUCGCCGGGGGGACCGGCUCAGGACUAGGAUCGUACCUGCUGGAGAAACUUAAUGACAGGUACCCAAAGAAACUGGUACAGACUUACUCUGUGUUCCCGAACCAGGAUGAGAUGAGCGACGUAGUUGUUCAGCCGUACAACUCGCUGCUCACGCUGAAGAGGCUCACCCAGAACGCAGACUGCGUGGUGGUGCUGGAUAACACAGCUCUGAACCGUAUCGCCACAGACAGGUUACAUAUCCAGAACCCCUCGUUCUCGCAGAUUAAUCAGUUGGUUUCCACAAUCAUGUCUGCCAGCACAACCACCCUGCGGUACCCAGGCUAUAUGAACAACGACCUCAUCGGGCUGAUUGCUUCACUCAUCCCCACCCCUCGCCUCCACUUUCUCAUGACUGGGUACACACCGCUCACUACUGACCAGUCGGUUGCUAGUGUGAGGAAGACUACGGUGCUGGACGUGAUGAGGAGGCUUCUGCAGCCCAAGAACGUGAUGGUGUCCACGGGAAGAGAAAGGCAGCCCAGCCACUGCUACAUCGCCAUCCUUAAUAUCAUCCAGGGAGAGGUCGACCCCACACAGGUGCAUAAAAGCCUUCAAAGGAUCCGGGAGCGCAAACUUGCUAACUUCAUCCCCUGGGGACCUGCCAGCAUCCAGGUGGCUUUAUCCAGGAGGUCCCCAUACCUGGCCUCAGCUCACAGAGUUAGUGGCCUGAUGAUGGCCAACCACACAAGCAUCUCCUCCCUGUUUGAGCGGACGUGCCGGCAGUACGACAAACUGCGAAAGCGAGAGGCCUUCCUGGAGCAGUUUCGAAAAGAAGAUAUAUUUAAGGACAACUUUGAUGAGCUGGACAACUCCCGUGAAGUUGUCCAGCAGCUGGUGGACGAGUACACCGCAGCAACUCGCCCCGAUUACAUUUCCUGGGGCACGCAAGAACAGUGAACACACUUUCUAAUCUGCUACAGUCCAGUCAGGACUCGUGCUCAUUUGUCCCACAUUGGCUCUUUACAUUUAUCCUACAGUUGUUUGGGUAGAACUUCUUUUUUGAAAAUUAUUUAUUGGCUUGUAGCAUGUAACGAUCGUGUUUGACUCAACGAACGAACAAAGGAUGGAUGUU
This is a messenger RNA of Nematolebias whitei (Rio pearlfish), 1634 nucleotides long. It is a transcript of the gene tubg1, whose product is annotated as tubulin, gamma 1. Gene Ontology annotation, biological process: mitotic spindle organization; mitotic sister chromatid segregation; microtubule nucleation. Gene Ontology annotation, cellular component: spindle; gamma-tubulin complex; centrosome. Gene Ontology annotation, molecular function: GTP binding; structural constituent of cytoskeleton. The transcript has 11 exons. Bases 104 to 1459 code for a protein of 451 amino acids. NCBI's taxonomy places the organism in Eukaryota, Metazoa, Chordata, Actinopteri, Cyprinodontiformes, Rivulidae. The record is from RefSeq and is a predicted model, not a curated record.